CACUCACUACUGUCUCAAGAACACACACUCUCUUUCUCUCUCUAUAUCUCUCUCUAUAGCUCUUCUCAUUAUGAGCGAUCUGAAAUCCAAGUUCCUCAAGGUUUACGACAUCCUCAAAUCGGACCUGCUAAAUGACCCUGCUUUCGAGUUCACCGAUGUUUCUCGUCAAUGGGUUGAGCGGAUGCUGGACUAUAAUGUGCCUGGAGGAAAGCUGAACAGAGGACUAUCUGUUAUUGACAGUUACAAACUUCUGAAAGAAGGGAAAGAACUGACAGAAGAUGAAAUUUUCCUUGCAUGUGCACUUGGAUGGUGUAUUGAAUGGCUUCAAGCUUAUUUUCUUGUUCUUGAUGAUAUUAUGGAUGGUUCUCACACACGCAGAGGACAACCAUGUUGGUUCAGAUUGCCCAAGGUCGGUUUGAUUGCAGCCAAUGAUGGUAUACUUCUGCGCAACCAUAUUCCACGCAUUUUGAAGAAACAUUUCAGAGGAAAGCCUUAUUAUGUGGAUCUGUUGGAUUUAUUCAACGAGGUUGAGUUCCAGACAGCUUGUGGACAGAUGAUUGACUUGAUUACCACUCUUGAAGGGGAGAAAGACUUGAACAAAUACUCAAUAGCUCUUCACCAUCGGAUUGUUCAGUACAAAACUGCUUACUAUUCGUUUUAUCUACCGGUGGCAUGUGCUUUACUGAUGAUGGGUGAGAACUUGGAGAAUUAUACAGAUGAGAAAAAUAUACUUAUUGAAAUGGGUACCUACUUUCAAGUACAGGAUGAUUAUCUUGAUUGUUUUGGUGCACCCGAGGUUAUUGGUAAGAUUGGAACUGAUAUUGCGGAUUAUAAGUGUUCUUGGCUGGUUGUGAAAGCAGUUGAACUUGCGAAUGAGGAACAGAAGAAAUUAUUAUUUGAGAACUAUGGUAAAGAGGACCCUGCCUGUGUUGCUAUAGUAAAGGAGUUGUACAACAGUCUCAAUCUUCAGGGUGUUUUCGAGGAAUACGAGAGCAAGAGUUACGAGAAACUUAUCAGCUCAAUCGAUGCUCAUCCUAGUAAAGCAGUACAAGGAGUCCUCAAGUCGUUCUUGGCGAAGAUAUACAAGAGGCAGAAAUGAUGAGAAAAUUACUGUAUGUUUUGUUUUUCAAGAAAUUUAUAUCCCUUUUGAGUGUCCUUUUAAUUAUAAUCUCGAGAGGGCGAAAUGUUGUAUGGGGGAUUGACCUGAAAAAACAUUUGAGUAGCGGAUUGUUUCAUCGUAUUAAGGUAUUUGAAUAAUAGCGAGAUCAUUUGCUUUGUUUGUAUUGUAUUUUAAGUCUGUUUUAUCAUUCUGUAAUGUCAAUACUAUCUUUUUGUGUCAAUUUGGCUU
Impatiens glandulifera is the source of this 1348-nucleotide messenger RNA. Its product is annotated as farnesyl pyrophosphate synthase. The coding region runs from base 71 to 1099 and encodes 342 amino acids. NCBI's taxonomy places the organism in Eukaryota, Viridiplantae, Streptophyta, Magnoliopsida, Ericales, Balsaminaceae. Gene Ontology annotation, biological process: trans, trans-farnesyl diphosphate biosynthetic process. Gene Ontology annotation, cellular component: cytoplasm. Gene Ontology annotation, molecular function: dimethylallyltranstransferase activity; (2E,6E)-farnesyl diphosphate synthase activity. The transcript has 12 exons. The record is from RefSeq and is a predicted model, not a curated record.